Messenger RNA from Phialemonium atrogriseum, 3550 nucleotides. Its product is annotated as putative nuclear condensin complex subunit protein. Bases 91 to 3285 code for a protein of 1064 amino acids. Lineage: Eukaryota; Fungi; Ascomycota; Sordariomycetes; Cephalothecales; Cephalothecaceae. Gene Ontology annotation, cellular component: condensin complex; condensed chromosome. The record is from RefSeq and is a predicted model, not a curated record. Gene Ontology annotation, biological process: mitotic chromosome condensation. The transcript has 2 exons.
CAACUCCCAGCCGAGAAGACGCCCUCAGGCAGGACGAACACUACAAGAAACAAAGAGAGGUGGGAGAUAUAACCACGAACACUACCAGACAUGCCGGCCCGAACUUCGACGAGGUCUAGCCGGACCUCAACAGCCGUGUCGCGCAAAUCCUCAACCGCCAGCUUCAACCCACGCGGUUCGACGGCGUCACGGGCGUCAUCCGCCCAAGUCGAAGUCCCAGAGGAAGCCCCAGACAACGCGCUUCGAACACAGGUUACGGCGGUAUUCCGUGAUGCCCAGCGGACGACGGCGACCCACCGGAAACUCGCCGUGACCCUGCGAAAGGUCCAGGAAGCAUGCUGCUACGAACCGACUAGCGUGAAGAAGUCGGCAGCGUCCGAAUUUGACGAGGACAGCUUUAAUAUCGAGUUUGUCCGGUGCGUCUUGAGAGUCAUGCCGGUGAAGAAGACUGAGGCUGUCGGGGAGAAGACGGUUCGCUUCAUUGGCCUUUUCCUUCGCCACUCCAUCGACAAGGACAACGAGGUCAUGGGCGAAGUCGACGAGGAUGCUAGUACCAUGCCUGAGACCCCCAGCACCAGACUCACGGCGCACCUGAUGGACACCAUCCUGCCCUUGCUUACUGCCAAGGACAAGUUUGUGCGAUACCGCUCGACACAGCUCAUCUCCCACAUCAUCAACUCUCUGGACGCCAUUGACGACGACCUUUUCCAGAAGCUGCGCUCCGGCCUGCUCAGGAGGAUCCGUGAUAAGGAGGCUAUGGUUCGCGCGCAGGCCGUGCUCGGCCUGGGACGGCUUGCGGGGAACCAGAUCGACGCCGAGCCAAAUUCCGAGGACAGCGACGACGACGCCGGGACUGGCCUCCUCGAGAAACUCCUGGAGGUGCUGCAGAACGAUCCUAGCGCCGAUGUCAGGAGAUCGCUGUUGGUGAAUCUGCCUAUCUUGCCGAACACCUUGCCGUUUCUCCUCGAGAGGGCGCGGGAUCAGGACGCCCUGACCCGUCGGGCCGUUUAUUCACGCCUCCUGCCCGCGCUGGGUGACUUCCGACAUCUCUCCCUAUCCAUGAGGGAGAAGUUGCUCAGAUGGGGUCUCCGAGACAGAGACGAGAACGUCCGCAAGGCGGCCGGGCGGCUGUUCCGCGAGCGGUGGAUCGAAGACUGCGCCGGGACUGCUCCACCGGCCGAGGGCCAGGCUGCCGAGCCAUCGUCGCCCAGCCUUGAGGGUCUGCUGGAGCUGCUGGAACGCAUUGACAUCCUCAACUCCGGGGUCGAGAAUGGCGUGGCGCUGGAAGCAAUGAAAGGCUUCUGGGAGGGCCGCCCCGACUAUCGAGAAGCAAUCGUUUUCGACGACAACUUCUGGGAGACACUGAGCGCAGAGUCUGUGUUUAUGGCCAGGAGCUUCAAUGACUUCUGCAGGACCGAGGGCGAUGGGAAAUACGAAUCUCUGGUCGAGGAGAAGUUGCCAGAGGUCACCAAGGUCGCUUUUUAUCUUGAACGAUACAUUAAGGUCCUGAUUGACGCCAUCAAGCGGACAUCUGAGCAAGAGGUUGACGACGAAGAAGAGGAAGAAGAUACGGUGGAACAGGAGUUCAUUGUUGAGCAGCUGUUGCACAUCGCCUUGACCUUGGAUUAUUCGGAUGAAGUUGGCCGUCGGAAGAUGUUCUCGCUGCUCAGACAGACCCUGUCCAUCCCAGAACUCCCCGACGAGGUCACGAAGCUCACCGUCAGCGUCCUGCGUGACCUCUGCUCCCCUGAUUCCGCGGGCGAGAAGGAGUUCUGCAGCAUUGUUCUCGAAGCCGUCGCUGAUGUCCACGACACGAUCGCUGAUGAGGCGGCCGAUGAUGUCGAUGAGAGUUUCCAUUCGGCAAAGUCGGAAGUCAGCAGUGACAGCACUCCUACCAAGAACGGCAAGGCUAAGAACUCUGAGCUCUCGGAGGAGGAGGCGCGCGACAAGGCAGUCAGGGAGAUCAUGAUCAACAUGAAGUGCCUGCAUAUAGUCCAGUGCAUGCUUUCCAACGUUGCCGGCAACCUCCAGCAGAACGACCAUCUUGUUGCGAUGCUGAACAACUUGGUGGUUCCCGCUGUGCGAAGCCACGAGGCGCCCGUCCGUGAGCGUGGCUUGCUCUGCCUUGGCCUCUGCUCGCUGCUGGAUCGGUCUCUGGCUGAGGAGAACCUCACACUCUUCAUGCAUUUCUUCAGCAAGGGCCACACCGCCCUGCAGAUUACAGCGCUGCGUAUCUUGACCGACAUCCUGAACGUCCACGGUGCCCAGCUCCUGACGUCCAACCCGACCCUGCUCAAGAUCUACAUCAAGGCGCUGAGGUCCGGCUCCAAAGCCCCGGAAGUCCAGGCCGUCGCCACGGUCGCGGUAUCGAAGCUCCUCCUCGGCCGGGUCGUCACCGACCGCGAAACCUCGGCCGAACUGCUCAGAACGCUGGUGAUCGCCUACUUCGAGCCCGCCAGCGCGGGCAACCAGAGCGUCCGGCAGGCGCUGAACUACUUCCUGCCCGUGUUCUGCUACUCGCGCGCGGAGAACCAGGACCUGAUGUGCGCCGUCGCGCUCGACGCGCUCCACGCCCUGUACAACGUCCGCGAGGGGUUCGAGGACGACGACGCGGACGUCGAGGACGAGAUGGUCAGCCUGUCCACCAUCGGGGCCUGCCUCGUCGACUGGACGGACCCGAGGAAGUGCUUCUCGCCCGGCGCCGCCGUCGACGCCGAGAAGAAGGUCGUCAGCGGCGACGUCCACCUGGACUUUGCGAUGAAUGUUAUAGAGAAGCUGAACGGAAACCUCACCAAAGAAGAGAAGAAGACCAUCGCACCUCUUCUGGGCAAGCUCUACAUCUCCCCCGCCUCGUCCGAGGACAAGGUCAGGGACGCGUACGCGGCCGCGUCCGACGCCGUCGACGCGCAGCUGCUGUCCGACGCCGCGGGCAGGAACGCGCUGUACAAGGUCCACGUCGGCCUCGGCAAGAUUGUCAACACGCUCGACGUCCGGGACGCGGGCGCCGCCGCUGUCGCGGGGACGACGGCGACGAGGAGGAGCAGCGCAGCCACCAGCGUCAGCCGCGGGGGGUCGGUAGGCGUGGAGGAUAGGACUGUUGUUGAGGAGAGGACGGUGGUGUUGCCGGAGGCGGAUAUUAAGGAGGAGGAGGAGGAGGAAGUGGAGCUGGAAGAGGUGGCGGAGGAGGGAGAGGAGGAAGAUGUGGACAGUGAUGAGGGGACUGUCGUUCGUCGUGACGAUGCUGACUCGCUGGUUGACGAGUUGUUGACUGAUGAGGAGACAUGAUAGGAUGAAUGACGGGGUUCAUUGGUUUUCUUUUUCUGUUCUGUUCGAAUAAGGUGGCGGAUCCAGGACUGGGCAGUAUGAUUUUCUACGAACGGGCUGUAAUCGUCAAAUGCUAUCGUCGUUUUACACGGCGUGUAUCUUCAGGGAGCUUCGAGGUUGAGUGGGUGGUAUCUAUUUAUUACUGAUGCUCUAAGUGCCAUGCAAUCCAGAGCAAUGUGUAAUACGGUAGGGGCUGAGACUGAUAUAUAAUACACUGAGCCGGCGA